Molecule: messenger RNA, 2367 nt
Organism: Closterium sp. Yama58-4
Lineage: Eukaryota; Viridiplantae; Streptophyta; Zygnematophyceae; Desmidiales; Closteriaceae
Source: the annotation of a GenBank genome assembly
AUGGGGCUCAGGGAGGGGACCUAUUUCCGCUCUGUUUCCGCAUUCACGAGUGUGAAGGAUGCGGGAGUGAAGGGUGUGGGAGUGAAGGGUGUGGGAGUGAAGGGUGUGGGAGUGAAGGGUGUGGGAGUGAAGGGUGUGGGAGUGAAGGGUGUGGGAGUGAAGGGUGUGGGAGUGAAGGGCGUGGGAGUGAAGGGUGUGGGAGUGAAGGGUGUGGGAGUGAAGGGUGUGGGAGUGAAGGGUGUGGGAGUGAAGGGUGCAGGAGUGAAGGGUGUGGGAGUGAAGGGUGUGGGAGUGAAGGGUGUGGAAGUGAAGGGUGCGGGAGUGAAGGGUGUGGGAGUGAAGGGUGUGGGAGUGAAGGGUGUGGGAGUGAAGGGUGUGGAAGUGAAGGGUGUGGAAGUGAAGGGUGCGGGAGUGAAGGGUGCGGGAGUGAAGGGUGUGGGAGUGAAGGGUGUGGGAGUGAAGGGUGUGGGAGUGAAGGGUGUGGGAGUGAAGGGUGUGGGAGUGAAGGGUGUGGAAGUGAAGGGUGUGGGAGUGAAGGGUGUGGGAGUGAAGGGUGUGGGAGUGAAGGGUGUGGGAGUGAAGGGUGUGGGAGUGAAGGGUGUGGAAGUGAAGGGUGCGGGAGUGAAGGGUGUGGGAGUGAAGGGUGCGGGAGUGAAGGGUGUGGGAGUGAAGGGUGCAGGAGUGAAGGGUGUGGGAGUGAAGGGUGUGGAAGUGAAGGGUGCGGGAGUGAAGGGUGUGGGAGUGAAGGGUGUGGGAGUGAAGGGUGUGGGAGUGAAGGGUGUGGGAGUGAAGGGUGUGGGAGUGAAGGGUGUGGGAGUGAAGGUUGCGGGAGUGCAGGGUGCGGGAGUGAAGGGUGUGGGAGUGAAGGGUGUGGGAGUGAAAGGUGUGGGAGUGAAGGGUGCGGGAGUGAAGGGUGUGGGAGUGAAGGGUGUGGGAGUGAAGGGUGUGGGAGUGAAGGGUGUGGAAGUGAAGGGUGUGGAAGUGAAGGGUGCGGGAGUGAAGGGUGUGAAGGGUGUGGGAGUGAAGGGUGUGGGAGUGAAGGGUGUGGGAGUGAAGGGUGCGGGAGUGAAGGGUGUGGGAGUGAAGGGUGUGGGAGUGAAGGGUGUGGAAGUGAAGGGUGUGGGAGUGAAGGGUGUGGGAGUGAAGGGUGUGGGAGUGAAGGGUGUGGGAGUGAAGGGUGUGGGAGUGAAGGGUGUGGAAGUGAAGGGUGCGGGAGUGAAGGGUGUGGGAGUGAAGGGUGCGGGAGUGAAGGGUGUGGGAGUGAAGGGUGCAGGAGUGAAGGGUGUGGGAGUGAAGGGUGUGGAAGUGAAGGGUGCGGGAGUGAAGGGUGUGGGAGUGAAGGGUGUGGGAGUGAAGGGUGUGGGAGUGAAGGGUGUGGGAGUGAAGGGUGUGGGAGUGAAGGUUGCGGGAGUGAAGGGUGUGGGAGUGCAGGGUGUGGGAGUGAAGGGUGUGGGAGUGAAGGGUGUGGGAGUGAAGGGUGUGGGAGUGAAGGGUGCGGGAGUGAAGGGUGUGGGAGUGAAGGGUGUGGGAGUGAAGGGUGUGGGAGUGAAGGUUGCGGGAGUGAAGGGUGUGGGAGUGCAGGGUGCGGGAGUGAAGGGUGUUGGAGUGAAGGUGAAGGGUGUGGGAGUGAAGGGUGUGGGAGUGAAGGGUGUCGGAGUGAAGGGUGCGGGAGUGAAGGGUGUGGGAGUGAAGGGUGUGGGAGUGAAGGGUGUGGGAGUGAAGGGUGCGGGAGUGAAGGGUGUGGGAGUGAAGGGUGCGGGAGUGAAGGGUGUGGGAGUGAAGGGUGUGGGAGUGAAGGGUGUGGGAGUGAAGGGUGUGGGAGUGAAGGGUGUGGAAGUGAAGGGUGCGGGAGUGAAGGGUGUGGGAGUGAAGGGUGUGGGAGUGAAGGGUGCGGGAGUGAAGGGUGCGGGAGUGAAGGGUGUGGGAGUGAAGGGUGUGGGAGUGAAGGGUGUGGGAGUGAAGGGUGCGGGAGUGAAGGGUGCGGGAGUGAAGGGUGUGGGAGUGAAGGGUGCGGGAGUGAAGGGUGUGGGAGUGAAGGGUGCGGGAGUGAAGGGUGUGGGAGUGAAGGGUGUGGGAGUGAAGGGUGUGGGAGUGAAGGGUGUGGGAGUGAAGGGUGUGGAAGUGAAGGGUGCGGGAGUGAAGGGUGUGGGAGUGAAGGGUGUGGGAGUGAAGGGUGCGGGAGUGAAGGGUGCGGGAGUGAAGGGUGUGGGAGUGAAGGGUGUGGGAGUGAAGGGUGUGGGAGUGAAGGGUGCGGGAGUGAAGGGUGCGGGAGUGAAGGGUGUGGGAGUGAAGGGUGCGGGAGUGAAGGGUGCGGGAGUGAAGGGUGUGGGAGUGAAGGGUGUGGGAGUGAAGGGUGUGGGAGGGUAA